Anopheles coustani is the source of this 1752-nucleotide messenger RNA. Its product is annotated as solute carrier family 23 member 2. The transcript is spliced from 4 exons. The record is from RefSeq and is a predicted model, not a curated record. The coding region runs from base 1 to 1692 and encodes 563 amino acids. Lineage: Eukaryota; Metazoa; Arthropoda; Insecta; Diptera; Culicidae. Gene Ontology annotation, biological process: transmembrane transport. Gene Ontology annotation, molecular function: transmembrane transporter activity. Gene Ontology annotation, cellular component: membrane.
AUGGAGACUUCGGAACAAACGCAGAAACUACCAAAAGCACGUGGGAGCGACAUUAACUACGGCAUAGACGACAAUCCGCCGUGGUAUUUCUGUAUCAUGAUGGCGCUGCAGCACUACCUCACCAUGAUCGGUGCGAUUGUGUCGAUUCCGUUCAUCCUCACGCCGGCACUUUGCAUGCGGGACGAGGAUCCAGCCCGGGGCACCAUCAUCUCUACCAUGAUCUUUGUGACCGGGCUGAUCACCUACCUGCAGGCGACCUGGGGCUGCCGGCUACCGAUCGUGCAGGGCGGCACCAUCUCCUUCCUCGUACCAACACUAGCCAUCCUCAAUCUGCCCCAGUGGAAAUGUCCACCGGCCGAGGCGCUGGACGCAAUGAGCGACUCCGAGCGCACCGAGCUGUGGCAGGUCCGCAUGCGCGAGCUGUCCGGUGCGAUCGCCGUUGCGGCCGUGUCGCAGAUAGUGCUCGGCUUCAGCGGGCUGGUUGGCAAGCUGUUGCGCCUCAUCACUCCGCUCACCAUCGUCCCGACGGUGGCGCUGGUCGGUAUCACGCUGUUUGGGCACGCGAGCGAAACGGCCUCCAAGCAGUGGGGCAUCGCCGUCGGGACCACCGCGAUGCUGACGCUCUUCUCGCAGGUCAUGUGCAACGUGCAGUUUCCGGGGCUCGCCUACCGGAAGGGUGUUGGGUUGCGCGUGUGCUGGUUUCCACUGUUCAAGCUCUUCCCGGUGCUGCUCACGAUCGCCAUCAUGUGGACGGUAUGUGCCAUUCUCACAGCAACCGGCGUCUUCCCCGAGGGCCAUCCCGCCCGCACCGACGUACGGCUGCGUGUCCUGCAGGACGCCGAGUGGUUCCGAGUGCCGUAUCCGGGCCAGUUCGGGCUUCCGACCGUGUCGCUGGCGGGUGUCCUCGGCAUGCUGGCUGGUGUGAUCGCGUGCACGGUCGAAUCGAUCAGCUACUAUCCGACGAUCGCGCAGAUGUGUGCCGCACCGCCACCGCCCCUGCACGCCAUCAACCGUGGUAUCGGAAUCGAGGGACUCGGCACGAUGCUGGCCGGCCUCUGGGGUUCGGGCAAUGGGACCAACACGUUCGGCGAGAAUGUCGGUGCGAUCGGCGUGACGAAGGUGGGCAGCCGACGGGUCAUUCAGUGGGCCGCCCUCAUCAUGAUACUCCAGGGUGUGCUGAACAAGUUCGGCGCCGCGUUCAUCAUGAUUCCGGAUCCGGUGGUUGGUGGCAUCUUUUGCGUCAUGUUCGGUAUGAUCACGGCGUUCGGGCUGGCCGCCCUGCAGUACGUGGACCUUCGGUCCGCCCGCAACCUCUACAUCCUGGGUGUUUCGUUCUUCUUUCCACUCGUCCUGUGCCUCUGGCUGCAGGAGCAUCCGGGCGCUAUCCAGACCGGUAACGAAACGGUCGACUCGACGCUCUCCGUCCUGCUUGGGACGACCAUUCUCGUCGGGGGGGUGCUCGGCUGUGCGCUGGACAAUCUCAUACCGGGCACACCGGAGGAACGGGGACUGGUGGCGUGGUCGCAAGAGAUGACCCUGGAAGCGUCGCAUCCCGGGGACGACGAACGAGCCGGUGAAGGUAGCGCAAUUGCGAAAAACACCUUCGACUUCCCGUACGGCAUGGGUCUCAUGCGCCGGUGGAAGUGGACCCGACACGUGCCAUUUCUUCCGACGUACAAAAUGAAACUGUGAGCGUCUUUUUGGGCGAUUGUUACAUCAAAUGUUACGCAAAGGCAAGUUGUUCUCUUUUUU